Molecule: messenger RNA, 472 nt
Organism: Camellia sinensis
Lineage: Eukaryota; Viridiplantae; Streptophyta; Magnoliopsida; Ericales; Theaceae
Source: RefSeq, a predicted model, not a curated record
UAAUAAACAUCAACGUCAGGUUGUGAGUGCAAAAAAAAAAAAAAAAAAGUUUUAAUCAUUUUCCAGCAGCAACGAGAGUAGCAGCGACCACUCGAACCUUUCUUAAAGUCUUCUUCUCCGAUCCCCUUCGAAUGUGAGCCGCAACAAGCAGCAUCGACGCCGACCAAGCAUCGACGUCCGUAAUUAGAAAAUGAAGAAAGGAGUGCACCCUCAGAUGCAAUGGAUAUCCUAUGUUACCCAGAGUGGCCGAUUGAUGCAUGUUAUGAUGACCAAGAUACACCAAGUUGGUAAAGUUUAUCACUUUAGAGCAAGGCGGCAGAUGGCUCAAAGUGUUGAGAUUGCCAAGUUUAAGCGGCGUUAUGAACAGAAGGAAGAGGGAAAAUGAAGGAAAAGUAACUUCUUUUAAAAUGGUUGGGGUGCACUGUUAGAUUCCUUUAUUUUCAUAUUUGGGAUUAGCCAUUAAAUAAUUUUU